Molecule: messenger RNA, 444 nt
Organism: Coffea arabica (coffee)
Lineage: Eukaryota; Viridiplantae; Streptophyta; Magnoliopsida; Gentianales; Rubiaceae
Source: RefSeq, a predicted model, not a curated record
AUGGUGGAGCUGGUGGUUGCUGCGGUGAUGGUGUUGGUUUCUUGCUCAAGUCACGUCAUUGAGGGUGGUGAUGGUGAAUACAAGCAAGUAUUUCUCCACAUCAACAAUUCCCUCACAAAUGACUCCCCUGCAUUAGUUGUUCAUUGUCAAUCAUCCCAAGGUCGUGAUUUCGGCAACGUAUCGCUUGCAGAUAGAAGUGAAUUCAACACCGUCUUUCUUGCAGAUUCGCCUGGACAACCUACCUACUCUUGCCACUUUUGGUGGGAUCCCAAGCAACAAGAGUUCAACGUCUAUGAUAAAGACAUAGAUGGACACUGUCUGAGUGCAGCUGAAGCUGGACCUGCACAAGAAGUUUCGACCAUUUCAUGUUACUGGCAUGUACAGAUGGACGGUUUUUACAUUGGUACUAAGGAUACUUCAAAUGAAAAGUUUCAUGAUUGGUGA